CUAGAUUCUAUGUCUACCCAGCGGAGCCAGUGAACGCGUCCAGCGUUGGUGAACAUGUCCAGCGCUGGCGAACAGCUGAUUGUGUUUACGUCUGAUGUACACCACUGUGGCGGCGGGCGUAGGUAUCACGAACGGACGUGACGUCAUAUGAAAGGACUCUAUACGGUCGAUCACUUAUCUCUGGGCAUAGUGUUGUUACACCAAAAUUUCAUGUUUUGGUGGGUCUAUGUUGAUUCAAGCAUGGGAUGAACCCAAGCAUGUUAAUAACGACAUAAAUCAUACUAUUAUCUUGUUGGUGUACUGUGGUGACAGCUGUGCCAUAGAACUGGGAACUAAGAUACAGAGGGUUGGAGUUACAAGCAAGAGUUGUUUAACAAACAUGGAGAAUAAUGAAGAUAUCUAUCCAUGUCAACAUUGCAGUAUGGCUUUUUCAAAAGUUUCUUAUUUGAAAGCACAUUUGCAAUACAGACAUGGUCAAGAUACAGCUGUCAAUAGGAGUCUGGAUGCCACUGAUAAUACAAGUCAACUCUCUUCCCAGGUAUCAAACUUUCAACACCAUAUCAUGUGUAUGAAAGAAAAGCCUCACAAAUGUGAAAACUGUGGUAAAUGUUUCAUGAACCAUGCCUCAUUAACAAAACAUCUUAGAGCUCAUACAGGAGAGAAGCCUUAUUAUUGUGGCUAUUGUGGUAAAUGUUUUACAACGGUUUCACAUUUAAAGAGACACUUAAGAAUUCAUACAGGAAAAAAACCUUACAAGUGUGACAAAUGUGGUAAAUGUUACACUCAGGAUGCUAGUUUACAAAUCCACCAAAGAAUUCAUACUGGAGAAAAACCUUAUAAGUGUGAAAAAUGUGGUAAGUGUUUUAAAGAAAGUGGUUCUUUAAUAACACACAAUAGAUCUCAUUCAGGAGAAAAGCCGUAUAAGUGUAUGAAAUGUGGUAAAUGUUUCAUUGUUGAUAGCAAUUUAAGGCAACACUUUAAAACUCAUACAGGAGAAAAGCCUUACAAGUGUGACAAAUGUGGUAAAUGUUUCUCAAGGGAUGGGAAUUUUAAGAGACACUAUAGAAUCCAUACAUGAGAUAAGCCGUACAAGUGUACUGAAUGUGGGAAGAGUUUCAUAGACAGGAAAAGUUUAAAGACACCUUACUUCGGGAUUUACAGAGACACAGUUCUAGAAUUCAUAGUAGAACAAAACCUUAUAAAUGCGACAAAUGUGAUAGAAGUUUCACACUGCUUUCUUAAAGAUACACAAUAUAAUUCAUACAGGAAAAAACCAUAUAUGUGUGAUCAGUGUGGUAAUUGUUUCACCCAGCUUGGUAUUUUAAAGAGGCACCUUAGAGUUCAUACAGGAGAAAAGCCCUACGUGUGUGAUAACUGUGGUAAAAGCUUCAAACAGAUCACACAUUUGAAAAGCCAUCACAGAGUUCAUACAGGAGAAAAGCCUUACAUGUGUAAGACAUGUGGUAAAUGUUUUAGAGUGAGUAAUGGAUUACAGCAACACUUUAGGAUUCAUAUAGGAGAAAAGCCUUACAUGUGUAAGACAUGUGGUAACUGUUUUUCAAGGCUUGGUCACUUGAAGAGACAUCAUAGAAUUCACCUAGGUGUGACCAGUGCAGUACAGGUUUUUAACAGACAACACCAUACAAUUCACACUUGAGAAAAGCCUUAUCAGUGGUAAAUGGUACUUUCAAAGGGUACAUUACAGAACCACCAUACAAUUCACACUUGAGAAAAGCUUUAUUAAAUGUAUCUUUUAAAGUACUAUUUUACAGAACCACCUUAAAAUUCACACAGGAGAAAAGUCUUAUAAGUGGUUAAAUUUUUCUUUCAAAGUACUACUUUACAGAACCACCUUAGAAUUCACAUCCUUACAUGUGUAGGAAAUUUGGUAAAUGUUCUUCAUACAGGAGAAACACCUAAUGUUUGACAAGUGUUUUAAGUUUCAAACAAACCUUUUUUUUUUUAUUAUUCCAAGUUUUACUUUACAAAACUACCUUAGAAUUCAUAAAUGAGAAAAGCCUUUCGAAUGAGGUAAUUGGUGAAUGUUUUGCACCAAGAGUUGUUUGAAAGAAACUGUUUUAACCAUCAAAGAACCUAAUUAUGAAAUUGGUUCUUAGACAUUUCUUUGAGAUGUGCCACACUAUUACUGUCUAUUGAACAGCACUGUUUAAUGGAUGUUCUGUUUUGUUAUUUAUUGUUAAAGUUUGAAUUCUUUUAAUUGAAAUUUUAAUUCUUGUUAUCUCUUAACAUAAAAUUUUUCAGUAUCAAGGAUUUCUUUGAUAUUUUUUUUAAUAGACCCAGCUUGUCUGUAUUUACAAUAUCUCACCAAUUUUGUCACAUUGAUGAAGUUUUAGAUCAAUGCAAAUUUACUGCCUAGAUCUAUAUUCAAAACACUUUUUGCAUUAAAAAAUCUGUUUAGCAUUUUUUAAAUUUAACAUUUAUUUCUUCU
Physella acuta is the source of this 2449-nucleotide messenger RNA. Its product is annotated as zinc finger protein 813-like. The record is from RefSeq and is a predicted model, not a curated record. NCBI's taxonomy places the organism in Eukaryota, Metazoa, Mollusca, Gastropoda, Physidae.